AUGUGUCGGGUCCCAAAUCAAUUUGGGAAAAGGACACCUGAAGAAGCACUUAAGCGAGGUUUAACGAAUAAAUGUGUAGCAAGAGAGACAUCGUCGUGUAUUGCCAUCGAGCUGGUCGGCUAUGUAGACAGGAUGCUCAGGACAGCGUCCUUCCAGCUAGGCGAGGAUAUCAUGAUCGUUGAUGAAAGCCAUGGCGCUGCAGCAGAUAUACCAUCGUCACCAGAAACCUUGGCCAGAUCGGGUACAGCACUCGAAGAUCAGGCUCAGCAGUUGAUUAUGAAUAAGUUGUGGCAUUUCGCAAGCUCCAGGUCUCUACGAUACAGGAUACUCAAGGAUGCAGAUCUGGUCAUUUCUGGAAAGCAAGAAAAGGAUGGAAGCUUAGGAGUUGGUGUGGCAUUGAAACCACCAAAGGUAUUCGAGAGCGGCAGAGCCCGCCAGAAGAACAUCGGGCCCGUUCUAGCCUUGGCAGCGCUGAAGUUCGGUCUGUUCGGAGCCCUCACUUUCAAAGUUCUUUCCCUCAUGGUAGGGAAGGCCCUACUGAUUUCCAAGAUUGCUCUCCUACUGUCCACGAUCAUUGGAUUGAAGAAGCUAUUCUCUUCUCAGGUGAAUGACUGA
This is a messenger RNA of Arctia plantaginis, 615 nucleotides long. The record is from the annotation of a GenBank genome assembly. NCBI's taxonomy places the organism in Eukaryota, Metazoa, Arthropoda, Insecta, Lepidoptera, Erebidae.